Molecule: messenger RNA, 357 nt
Organism: Penicillium chermesinum
Lineage: Eukaryota; Fungi; Ascomycota; Eurotiomycetes; Eurotiales; Aspergillaceae
Exons: 1
Coding region: 1-357 (118 amino acids)
Molecular function (GO): nucleic acid binding
Source: RefSeq, a predicted model, not a curated record
AUGGGCACAUCCUGCACCUCGGCGGUGUACGCGGCAGAGCUCAAAGGAUUAGUCCUGGCACUGCAGAUAAUGCUCGACACACCGCCAGCAUACGGUCCUCCCAACAAGCACACCGUUAUAUUCACCGACAACCAAGCUGCCACCCUUUCCAUCCGGAACCCCAAGCACCCGUCUGGACAAUACAUUUUUGUAGAGGCGAUACGAGCGCUUGACGAGGCCGAAGCCAAGGAUGGGAGGGGCAGUUUCGUUGGGUUCCAGCACACUUCGGAGUGCUUGGUAACGAGACUGCCGAUCAAGCCGCGAAAGAGGCCGCCGGGUCUGAUCCUAAUGCAAGAGCGAACGCCGAACCGCCGCUAG